GGCAGGAAGGCCCGCCCGGCCCGGCCCGGCCCAGCUAUCUUCGCAGAAAGGGCAAUCUCCCUCCCUCACAAGUCCGCCGCAAAAUCCUUUACCGACCAAAGGAAAACAACGCUGGCAGAAGAAGAAUACAGUCCGUCUCGCCCUUAAACCCUCCUUUCGCUCAUAGCUUAACCCCGGCAGCUUCAUCUCUCCCGUCAGCGGCUGAACUUCAUCUUCUUCACCUCUUCCAACCAGUCGAGGUUUUUGCAUAAGGGAGCAAGAAGGAUGUUGGACAUUAAUCUGUUUAGGGAAGAUAAGGGGAACAACCCGGAACUCAUCAGGGAAUCACAGCGCCGCCGAUUCGCUAGUGUUGAGAUUGUUGAUGAGAUUAUUGAGCUCGACAAGAAAUGGAGACAAUGUCAAUUCCAGCUUGAUAACAUGAGGAAGGAUUUUAACAAGAUGAACAAACAAGUUUACCAGCAUAAGAAGGACAAUCUAGAUGUAACUGAACUUAUGAAGAGCAUUGAGGAACACAAGCAACAAAUGGCAGUAAAAGAGGAUGAGGUGCAGGCCGACAAGAAGGCAUUGUAUGCAAAACUCGAAACUGUUGGGAACCUUAUCCAUGAUUCCGUACCUAUUAGCAAGGAUGAGCAGGCAAAUAAUGCUGUCAUUAGGGUUUGGGGAGAGAAGCGCACGGAGCAGAAGUUGAAAAAUCAUGUUGACCUCGUGGAACUUCUUGGGAUUGCUGACACAAAGAAAGGAGCCAACAUAGCUGGAGGUCGAGGCUUCUACCUCAAAGGUGAUGGUGUACGUCUAAAUCAGGCGCUGAUUAACUACGGUUUAGAUUUCUUGGACAAGAGAGGGUACACAGCAUUGCAGACUCCAUUUUUCAUGAGAAAGGAUGUCAUGGCCAAGUGCGCUCAGUUGGCCCAGUUUGAUGAAGAACUAUAUAAGGUACCAUUGCAAAGCUUUGUGAAAUAUGUGACUGGAGAGGGUGAUGAUAAGUAUUUAAUUGCUACUGCUGAACAACCACUAUGUGCGUAUCACAUAGAUGAUUGGAUUCAGCCCGCUGAUCUACCAAUCAGAUAUGCUGGAUACUCAUCAUGCUUCCGGAAAGAAGCUGGUUCUCAUGGCCGUGAUACUUUAGGAAUUUUCCGAGUUCAUCAGUUUGAGAAAGUGGAGCAGUUCUGUGUUACUAGCCCCAAUGGCACCGACUCAUGGGACAUGCAUGAGGAAAUGAUCAAGAAUUCAGAGGAUUUUUACAAAUCGCUGAACUUGCCGUAUCAAGUAAUUGCAAUAGUUUCUGGCGCCUUGAAUGAUGCUGCUGCAAAGAAGUAUGAUCUUGAAGCAUGGUUUCCUGCUUCAAAAACAUACAGGGAGUUGGUGUCCUGUUCCAAUUGUACCGAUUACCAAUCGAGAAGAUUGGAAAUCCGAUACGGGCAGAAAAAGGGAAACGAGGCAGCGAAGCAAUAUGCUCACCUGUUGAACUCGACCCUGACGGCUACCGAGAGGACACUAUGCUGCAUCCUUGAGAAUUACCAGAAGGAAGACGGGGUUGAGGUCCCAGAAGUUCUGAGACCCUACUUGGGUGGAAAGUCAUUCAUCCCUUUCCAGGCCAAGGGGAAGAAACCCACCAAGUAGAGCACUCUCAUUUUCACCUUUCUAAAGUGCUUGUUACGAAAACCCUCUUAUCUGUUUUGAAGUCAAAUCUUUUUGGUAUUUAUCAUCUUAAUUUGCUGCAUUUGAAUAGCGGUCAUAGCUGUUGUAUUGCCCUAAUUAUUUUAAAUACAAUUGGAUUAGUGCUUGAACUAUAUUGUCUUCUUCCUAGUGGUGGAUCCUGUCUAAGGCAAGGCUAUAGAAUUCUGCCUUUUAACCUUUCGAAACUGGAAGUCGUCCAUCUUGAUUGAUACUCUCCCGUUGUGAGUUGUAAUCAGUGUAAUGUAACUGUGGAGAACCGGAGCCUAGUUCGACUAGGACGGUCGAAUAUUAGCCACAUCACUAGUCAAGGAAGGUUGGACAAUAUCUGGCAGGAAUGGUUCAAAUUAUGUGCCCCAAC
Molecule: messenger RNA, 2035 nt
Organism: Linum tenue
Lineage: Eukaryota; Viridiplantae; Streptophyta; Magnoliopsida; Malpighiales; Linaceae
Source: the annotation of a GenBank genome assembly